AUGGAGCCAGGAUGUUUGUUAUGGGAACAUUGUGUGCUGACAGUUGCGGUGUCGAAACAGAGGAUCGAGGAACUGGGGCGACGAGAGCGCUGUUCCAGCGCCAGCACUAGCACCAGCGCCAGCAUCAGUACCAGAUCACCGCCCCUCUACUACGGCACGACACCCCUCGUGGCCGGCACGGACGACCGUCGUAUGAAUCCUCAACAGCUACCAAAGGUACCGUGUUAUCCGUCAUCCUAUUUCUGCCCCCUCCUUCCCUUCGGAAUCCCUCCCUUUUUCGCGGCUCGCUUGCUUCCCUUCAGGCUUAUCCAAGAGGGGGAACUCGUUAUGGAUACAAUGUUCCUAUCCUGGUUGGCCUGCCUUACCUGA
Molecule: messenger RNA, 369 nt
Organism: Colletotrichum paranaense
Lineage: Eukaryota; Fungi; Ascomycota; Sordariomycetes; Glomerellales; Glomerellaceae
Exons: 1
Coding region: 1-369 (122 amino acids)
Source: RefSeq, a predicted model, not a curated record